AUGAUGUGCGAGGUGAUGCCCACCAUCAGCGAGGACACAGCGCUGAGCCAGCGCGGCUCUCAGAGCAGCUCCUCGGACCCGGACUCUCACUUUGAGCAGCUGAUGGUCAACAUGCUGGACGAGAGGGACCGACUGCUGGACACGCUGAGGGAGACCCAGGAAAGCCUCGGACUGGCCCAGCAGCACCUGCAGGAUGUCAUCUAUGACCGUGACUCACUGCAGCGCCAGCUCAGCUCCGCCCUGCCACAGGAUAUUGAACACCUGACUGCCUGUGUGGCGGGGGGAAAGCGGGCCAGACCGCCGGAGUUUGCUGCGCUGACCAAGGAGCUCAACGCCUGCAGGGAGCAGCUGCUGGAGAAGGAGGAGGAGAUCUCUGAGCUCAAAGCUGAAAGGAACAACACCAGGCUACUGCUGGAACAUCUGGAGUGCCUGGUGUCCAGACAUGAACGGUCACUUCGUAUGACAGUGGUCAAACGACAGGCUCAGUCUCCCUCGGGAGUCUCCAGCGAAGUUGAGGUCCUCAAAGCACUCAAGUCCUUGUUUGAACACCACAAAGCCCUAGAUGAGAAGGUAAGAGAGAGACUACGGGUGUCACUGGAAAGGGUGUCUGCCUUGGAGGAGGAGCUGACAGCAGCCAAUCAGGAGAUUGUGGCCUUACGGGAACAGAAUGCUCACAUCCAGAGGAAAGUGGCGUCCGGAGAUGGGGAGGACAUACUGGAGGGUAGUGAAACUCAACAAAAAGUCCACAGCAAGCGUCUGUCCAAUGGCUCCCUGGAGUCGGCCCACGAUGCGAGCCAGGUGGUGGAGCUGCAAGACCUGCUGGAGAAGCAGAACUAUGAGCUGGCCCAGAUGAAGGAGCGCAUGUCCUCCCUCUCCUCCCGGGUCUCCGAGGUGGAGCAGGAGCUGGAAACCGCACGCAAGGACCUCAUCAAGUCAGAGGAGAUGAACAACAAGUACCAGAGGGACAUCAAAGAGGCGAUGUGUCAGAAGGAAGACAUGGAGGAACGGAUCGUCACUUUGGAGAAACGCUACCUGAGCGCCCAGCGAGAGUCCACCUCGGUUCAUGACAUCAAUGACAAACUGGAGAACGAGUUGGCUAAUAAAGAGGCAUUCCUCAGACAGAUGGAAGAGAAGAACAGGCAGCUACAGGAGAGGCUGGAGCUUGCAGAGCAGAAGCUUCAGCAGACCAUGAGGAAAGCCGAGACGCUGCCGGAGGUGGAGGCUGAACUGGCCCAGAGGAUAGCAGCCCUCACUAAGGCGGAGGAGCGUCACGGAAGCAUUGAGGAGCGAAUGAGGCACUUGGAAUGCCAGCUGGAGGAGAAGAACCAGGAGCUGCUACGGGCUCGACAGAGAGAAAAGAUGAACGAGGAACACAACAAGCGUCUCUCUGACACGGUGGACAGGCUCCUCACAGAGUCCAACGAGCGUCUUCAGCUCCACCUGAAGGAACGAAUGGCAGCUCUAGAAGAGAAGAAUGUGUUAAUUCAAGACUCAGACGGUUACAGGAAACAGUACGAGGAGUCAAUACACGAAAAGACGCAGCUGGCAGAGGAGAUAGAUAAACUGAGAUCAGAGCUGGACCAGUUUAGAUUGAGGGCAGGCUCCCUCACAGAACCCACCCUGUCAAGGUCUCAUCUGGACACAUCAGCCGAGCUUCGAUUCUCGUUGGGAUCUCUGGCUGAAACCCAGUCAGACCACUACCGCUCAGCCAAGGUCAUCCGCCGGCCAAGAAGAGGUCGAAUGGGUCUGCGGGAAACCAAGGCUAAGUCACUGGGGGAGCAUGAAUGGCGUUCGCAGCAGCUCGGGGUUCUGGGAGGCCAUCACUUCGAGAGCGACACAGAGAUGUCAGACAUCGAUGAUGAUGACAGGGAAACAUUGUUUAGCUCCAUGGACCUCCUCUCACCCAGCGGCCACUCUGAUGCACAAACCUUGGCCAUGAUGUUGCAAGAGCAGCUGGACGCCAUCAACAAGGAGAUUCGGCUGAUACAGGAGGAGAAGGAGUCGACGGAGCUAAGGGCGGAGGAGAUUGAGAACCGGGUGGCCAGCGUCAGCCUCGAAGGCCUCAACCUGGCCCGUAUGCACCACGGAGCCUCCAUCACUGCCUCAGCCACCGCUUCCUCCCUUGCGUCCUCCUCUCCACCCAGCGGACACUCCACCCCUAAACUUGACCCUCGAAGCCCCGCUCGUGACAUGGAGCGGAUGGGGGUCAUGACACUGCCCAGUGAUCUGAGGAAACAUAGGAGAAAGAUAGCAGCGGUGGAAGAGGAUGGCCGCGAGGACAAGGCCACCAUAAAGUGUGAGACAUCGCCCCCUCCAACGCCACGCACCGUCCGAAUGACACACACACUGCCAGCCUCCUCGCACAAUGAUGCACGAGGGAUCGUGGCCUCUCUGGAGGCUGAGGCCAGCGCCCUGAGUAGUGUAGCCAGCAGCCAAGACUCCCUCCACAAGCAACCGAAGAAGAAAGGCAUCAAAUCCUCCAUCGGGCGACUUUUCGGCAAGAAGGAGAAAGGCCGAAUGGGACAUCUAGCCACCAUGAUGGACGCUGACAUGGCAGGCCAGGAAAUGGGUGUAGGCAAGCUGGGAACUCAGGCUGAGAAGGACCGCAGAUUGAAAAAGAAACAUGAACUAUUGGAGGAAGCCAGGAGAAAGGGUUUACCUUUCGCUCAAUGGGACGGCCCCACGGUUGUAGCCUGGCUGGAGCUGUGGUUGGGAAUGCCGGCCUGGUACGUGGCAGCGUGCCGUGCCAACGUGAAGAGUGGAGCCAUAAUGUCAGCCCUAUCUGACACUGAGAUCCAGAGGGAGAUCGGUAUCAGUAACCCUCUUCACCGGCUCAAACUUCGCUUGGCCAUCCAGGAGAUGGUCUCCCUCACCAGCCCCUCUGCCCCGCCAACCUCCAGAACCGCGUCAGGCAAUGUAUGGGUGACCCAUGAGGAGAUGGAGACCAUGGCAGCCCCUUCCAAAGCGUCAGACUCUGAAGAGGGGAGCUGGGCGCAGACUCUAGCUUAUGGCGACAUGAACCAUGAGUGGAUAGGGAACGAGUGGCUGCCCAGUCUAGGACUACCUCAGUACCGCAGCUACUUCAUGGAGUGCCUGGUGGAUGCCCGCAUGCUGGACCACCUUACAAAGAAGGACCUGAGGGUGCACCUCAAGAUGGUAGACAGCUUCCACAGAACAAGUUUACAGUAUGGGAUCAUGUGUCUGAAGAAGCUCAACUAUGACAGAAAGGAACUGGAGCGACGCAGAGAGCAAAGCCAGCAUGAAAUGAGAGACGUUCUGGUGUGGAGUAAUGAGAGGGUCAUCCGUUGGGUGCAGAGUAUAGGCCUGCGGGACUAUGCCAACAUCCUGCUGGAGAGCGGGGUGCACGGAGCCUUGGUCGCUCUGGAUGAUAACUUUGACUACAGCAGCCUGGCGCUGCUCCUCCAAAUCCCCAACCAAAACACUCAGGCACGUCAGAUUCUGGAGCGAGAGUAUAAUAAUUUGCUGGCGCUGGGCACUGACAGGAGACUGGAUGAGUGUGAUGACAAAGACUUCAGAGGUCCAUCGUGGAGGAGGCAGUUCCCACCCCGGGACGUGCACGGUAUCAGUAUGAUGCCCGGAUCAGCAGAGACUCUCCCUGCUGGAUUCCGUCUCACUGCGUCUGGUCACUCCCGAAGACUGCCCCCUGAGGUUGGACCCUCUGCGGUGCAGCGGCUGGACAGCUCCACGGUGAGAACCUAUUCCUGCUGA
Molecule: messenger RNA, 3729 nt
Organism: Scomber japonicus (chub mackerel)
Lineage: Eukaryota; Metazoa; Chordata; Actinopteri; Scombriformes; Scombridae
Gene: ppfia2
Product: PTPRF interacting protein alpha 2
Exons: 32
Coding region: 1-3729 (1242 amino acids)
Biological process (GO): synapse organization
Cellular component (GO): presynaptic active zone
Molecular function (GO): protein binding
Source: RefSeq, a predicted model, not a curated record